Molecule: messenger RNA, 1854 nt
Organism: Oldenlandia corymbosa var. corymbosa
Lineage: Eukaryota; Viridiplantae; Streptophyta; Magnoliopsida; Gentianales; Rubiaceae
Source: the annotation of a GenBank genome assembly
AUGUCUGCAGUUUAUGACAAUUGGGAUAGGCUGAUUAGGGCCGUUUUUCGCAGAGAAGAACUCCUGGAGAUUGCUUUAAGGACCCCAAGUAAUCUGUCUUCAGCAGCAUCAUCAUCAUCAACAUCAGCAUCAACACCUUUUCAUUUGGGUUUAUGCCAUGGCCAAGUUUCAUCCCUCAGUUCUUGGAGAUUAUUGGUUGGAGAAUCAUUCAGCUACUUUCAAAUUCUUCAAGCUACCAACAGUUUCAGUGACUGGAACCUCAUAAAGCGAGGCCACUCAGGGGAUCUUUAUCUUGGAGUUUUACAUAAUGGGAUUAAAGUAGUGGUUAAAAGAAUCGAUCUUUCUUCCUUGGAGAAAGAAUUGUGUCUGAUGUCAGAAAUGGAAAUUCUUGCUAAUGAAAUGCCUACUUCUCUUGAGUCUCUAAAAGAGAUGUUCAAGCUAGCAGCAUCCUGCUUGAUGAUGAUCUUCAGGUGUUUUUGGCGAGCCUUAGUGGGGCUGGUAUUGAAGAAGGAAACAAUAACCCAAAAAGGAGUUUCAGAUUUCUGCAUUUGUCAAUGCGUUCUCGGAGUUCUCAACAAAGGAAUUCUGGUUCUGCUUGAGCUCAUCACUGGUAGGCUGGUGGGCACAAGCGCUGCUGACGACUCUACCAUGAAGGAUUCGAUAGUGAACACCCUGCGGUACAUUGUAUCAGAUGAUAAGGCACUCAUUGCUAACAUUGUUGAUCCAUAUUUAGUGAUACAUGAUGAUAUUUUGGAGGAAGUGUUGGCAGUUGCUUACAUUGCCAAGGCAUGUCUCAAUUCCAAGCCUUCUAAGCGGCCUAAGAUGACAAAAGUUCUCAAGAUUUUGGAAGAUCAGAAGGUUAAGGCUGAAGCCAGGGGAAUGCGACCUAGAAUUGAGGAAGGAAGACUAGAAACAAAGCUUGUAUUUUCCAGUGGAGAAAGCCAGUUUAGGUUCAUUGAACUACUGAGAUCACCUGCUGAACUUUUAGGGAGAGGCAAUUUUGGUAGUUGCUACAAGGUUAUACUUAAAAAUGGGCCAACUGUAGUUGUAAGGCGACUCAAGCCUUUAAAACCAUUAAGCAUCGAUGAAUCCAGGGAACAAGUUGGAAUCAUUGCUGAUCAAGAACACCCAAAUUUGAUGCCCCUGAUAGCUCAUUUCUGUUUCAAAAAUGAGAAGUUGCUAAUUUACAAGUUUGCAUCAAAAGGAAAUGCCUAUAACCGACUCCACGCGCGAAAGGGAAACCCGUCGCGAAUUCCAUUUAGUUGGAGCUCAAGAUUAUCAGUGGCCCGUGGCGUGGCUCGAGCAUUGCAACAUCUGCACAUCAACACCAUGUCAUCAAAUGUAGCACCACAUGGGAAUUUGAAACUAUCCAAUGUUCUCCUUGAUGAAAAUGGCGACGUUCUUGUCACGGAUUAUGGUCUAACGACCCUAGUAGCAGCGCCAACGGUAGCAAAACAUAUGGUUGCUUACAAAUCACCAGAAUACCGAAGCUCCAGGACAGAGUCGAAAAAAUCUGAUGUUUGGAGCUACGGUUACCUGCUCCUGGAGCUUGUAACAGGGCGAGCCUCUACCAUUUCUGCCGAGGCAGGGCCUGAUGCGGUGGAUCUCUUCCGUUGGGUUCGUCAGUCUUUUAGAAACGGAUGGAAUGAUGAGAUUUUCGAUGAGGAAAUAAGAGUUCACGGACGUGCUACUUAUGAGAUGGUGAAAUUGUUAGAGAUCGGGAUGAAAUGCUGUGCAAAUUCCCCUGAAAAUCGGCCUGGUAUGGAUGAAGUGGUCAGAGAAGUUGAGAGCAUAAAGGAAGUGAACACAACCUGGAUCCGAACUAGUAAAGAUUAUUUCAACCCAAGGACAUGA